UCCUUCACUUAAGCUAGUGGGUAAGCAGUGGUGAGACACCUCUGUUCUAAGGCGUAGACAGAUUGCCUUUAGGGGUAUAUAUUCAAGGAUUUGAUUAUCUAUGCAGCACAAAAUGCUCAACCCGCAGAGAUCUUUGUCUGAGCUGCCCAAGAUGUCCGCUGCCAGUCAAGUGGAGAGAGCUGUUUUGGAGGAGGAAUUCAACUGGCUACUUAAAGAAGAGGUACACGCUGUGUUGAAGCAGCUCCAGGAUGUUCUCAAGGAAGCAUCAAGACGUUUCUCCAUGCCGACACCAGGCCUUGAGAGUCAGCUCAAACAGGAAAACUUCAUCCUUGGCAGUUCAACCAUGGAUCAAGUGAAGGGGGUGCUGACUCUGCAGGGAGAGACGCUGACUCAGGCUGACAUAAACCUAAAAGUUGCCAAAAGCAGCCAGGUGCUGCACUUUCAGUUCAGAGAGGACAAGCAAUGGAAACUACAGCAGAUCCAGGAUGCCAGAAACCAUGUGAACCAGGCUCUCCAGCUGCUGAGCAGCCAUGAUGAGAGCUACCACUUUAAGACAGGGGCUGAGGUUAAUAAGCUCAUGGAUGCAGUGAUGCUGCAGCUGACACGAGCAAGAAACCGCCUCACCACCCCAGCCUCCUUGACUCUGCCUGAAUUAGCCACCAGUGGUCUAAUGAAAAUGUUUUCUCCUCCCAUGCCUGGGGAUGUGAUGGUGAACUUCUACAUCAACUUGAGCAAACUUUGUCUGACUGUCUACCAACUUCAUGUAUUGCCUCCUAACACCACAAAGAAUUUCAAGCCAGCCGGAAGUUCAGUGCUGCAUAACCCAGGAGCAAUGUUUGAGCUCAACAACAACCGGUUUGAGGUCAGCCACGUUCACAAGGUUGAGUGUGUUGUGCCAUGGCUAAAUGAUACACUGGUUUUUUUCACCAUCUCCCUACAGCUCUGUCAGCAGCUAAAGGACAAGAUAUCUGUUUUCUCAAGUUUCUGGAACUACAGACCUUUCUAAUCAUCUCAUGUUCACCUUCAAGUGACUAGUCAGAACCAAACUAAACCCACAAAUGUAAGGGAUAUCAUGGGAAGAUGUAUGUUUCUUUUAAUAUUUAAAGCAGUCAUUCAAUUUCAAGUGUUGCAUGAUUAGCUAAGUGAGCCAAUCAAACUGUCAGAGAUAUUGAUGUUUGUGUCUUUAGUUUUGUUAGACCUGCUGACUGAUAAUUCUCUUAUGUGUAUUGCAUUCCAGCACUGACUUGAAUUUUUUCAAAGAAGUGAAUGUUUCAGAGAUAUAUAUUAUUUAGCUACAUUUAAGAAACUUAGAACUUAUUAAGUAUUUAGCUUGAUCUUAUCCCAAAGUUUAGUACACUAAGUUAAUGGCUCAGGGCUGGAAGUCUAAAUAGUUUAUUUCCUAAAUGUUAAGCAAACCUGUUUUUUUUUUUUGUUUUUUUUUGUUUUUUUGUUAAAAUCUUUUUGCAUUCACUCACUUUCCCACAGUCCUAUCCUAUCCAGGAAAAAAAAAUCAGUCUUUCUCUACUUUUCUCACAGGAUUCAAAGGGGCAACCAAAUGAGUAGUGUGGUUAGCACCACUUAUCUAAUUAAACUGUGUUGAAGUGGAGCUUUGUCAAGUCUAGAAAAAAGAAGUUGUGGCAUGUCAUUAUUAAAAUGGUGGUGUUGUCAACA
Cheilinus undulatus (humphead wrasse) is the source of this 1671-nucleotide messenger RNA. It is a transcript of the gene rogdi, whose product is annotated as rogdi atypical leucine zipper. The coding region runs from base 101 to 1006 and encodes 301 amino acids. The record is from RefSeq and is a predicted model, not a curated record. The transcript has 11 exons. Gene Ontology annotation, cellular component: RAVE complex. Lineage: Eukaryota; Metazoa; Chordata; Actinopteri; Labriformes; Labridae.